UCUGUUUAAUCAAAUUUAUAUUCAACCCCGUAUUCUGUGAUUUACCUAACGCACUGCCAUCUAUGAUCAUAUUUGUAAUUCAUCACCAGCCGAUGUACAAAACCGGACGGGUUUCACGGCCAGGCGCCACAACAGGCGCACAAACCCAGCCCGCGCCAAUUUUAGCAUCUGGAACAUUGGAUGAGGACUGUAUUUGGAAGUCGAUGAGUUGAAGUCUAGCAUUCUGGCCUUACCACUCCACCUGUCGCGACUUUAAAGCCCCCGUCCUCCCGCGAAUGUGGAUCGAUGAUAAACCUGUCAUGACGUACCUGAUCUAUCAUCAACCUCCCACGUCCUGCCCAAACAGCAAAACCUCACAAUGAUCCGCCAAUGCGCGGUAUGCUGGCUCCCCGGAACCCUUUGCACCCAGUGCAAAAGCGCAAGCUACUGCUCCAAAACCUGCCAAAAAGCCGACUGGCCCUCACACCAACUCCUUUGCAAAGCCAUUACCCGGCAGGGGACCCGGCCCACCCCAGCCCACAAACGCGCCCUCUACUUCCCCGCCGAACGCAGACAACCCGAAUUCUUUUGGGUUGAGUGUCCGCACGACGACUACCCCGACGACCCGGGCAUGCCCGAUAUCCUCAGCAUCCAGGCGUACGUCGGCGCGCCGCACUACGCCAGCGAGAAAGUGAGGUUGAACCCUAGGUUGGGGAGAUUUAGUCCGAGGAUGGUGGAGUUUUUUGGCGCGAACCCCAUGCCCAAGAAGAUGGGGAAUAGGAGUUUGAGAGCUGCGUGUAAGGCAUAUGGGUCCGUAAGGAGGGGAUGGGAGGGCCCGUUGGUGGUGUUGGGGAUUUCGGCUGCUCCUUGUGAUGUCACUGCGGACGAGAUUCUGGGGAACGGGUUGGCUGGGGGUGGGAUCAUUAAUUAUGAUGAUAUUAAUUUGUUUGAUUUGAGGACUAUUGUGGAUUGGUCGGUGUGGUAUUCUGAGGGCGUGGUUCCUUGAUAGGGGACAAAGAAAAACACAAUAACGCUCUGUGCUAUCCAGGUCCAAGC
Messenger RNA from Pseudomassariella vexata, 1035 nucleotides. RefSeq lists its product as uncharacterized. The record is from RefSeq and is a predicted model, not a curated record. Bases 359 to 985 code for a protein of 208 amino acids. Lineage: Eukaryota; Fungi; Ascomycota; Sordariomycetes; Amphisphaeriales; Pseudomassariaceae. The transcript has a single exon.